Molecule: messenger RNA, 4989 nt
Organism: Sphaerodactylus townsendi
Lineage: Eukaryota; Metazoa; Chordata; Lepidosauria; Squamata; Sphaerodactylidae
Gene: SLC24A3
Product: solute carrier family 24 member 3
Exons: 15
Coding region: 1-1746 (581 amino acids)
Biological process (GO): intracellular calcium ion homeostasis; calcium ion transmembrane transport
Cellular component (GO): membrane
Molecular function (GO): calcium, potassium:sodium antiporter activity; calcium channel activity
Source: RefSeq, a predicted model, not a curated record
AUGCAUGCCAUGGAGAAAACUUUGGGUUGGCUGGCCGGCAUUGGGGAACCUUUGAUGAACGCCUUUGUAGGCGAUUCUCCAGAGGCUGCACCGGGCGGUAUUCCGGGACAACCCGCCGACAAUGCCACCCUCCCCCUCGGUAUCCGUGAAGUGAACGUAGUAUGCAGUGAUAUCGGCAUCGCUUCCCCGCCAGGGCAGAUGCCCACUCCAUCGGGCAGAGGGGGUUUCCCUGCCCUGCACAGCUGCCUCCCAGGGCUGAAAGGAAAGGUGCCCAGAGCCCAGGUCUACUCCCUGGAGCCCGCGCCAGCAUCCAGGUCUAUUGCUCAGAGCCAACGCCAGCAUCCAGGUCUGCCGCUUGGAGCAGGCGUCGGCGUCCAGGUCUACCACCCCAUAGGCGGUAUACCCCUGGGGGUCAUUGUUCUUUCGUCCUGGUGUCUCAUGAGGGAUUCAGUCUACUAUACCUUCUCUGUCGUUGCACUUAUUUUGUUUAUUUAUGAUGAAAAAGUUUCUUGGUGGGAGUCAGUAGUUCUAGUGACGAUGUACUUCAUCUACAUUCUCAUCAUGAAGUUCAAUGCCCCCCUACAGCAGGUCUUCGGAAGAAGGACAAAGAAUGCUACGAAUAUGGUGAAUGGAUUAGCAAACAACCCCGAGAUUGAUGACAACAGUAACUGUGAUGCUACAGUGGUAUUACUAAAGAAAGGAAACUUCCAUCAUAAAGCUUCCGUCAUCAUGGUGGAUGAGUUGCUGUCGGCCUAUCCCCACCAGCUUUCCUUCUCAGAGGCGGGGCUCCGGAUAAUGAUAACGAGUCACUUUCCGCCCCGGACCCGGCUCUCCAUGGCCAGCCGCAUGUUGAUCAAUGAGAGGCAGAGACUGAUAAACAGCAGAAUAUACACCAACGGGGAGUCAGAGGUGGCCAUCAAAGUUCCUAUCAAUAUCAAGCGCACCGUGGAGAAUGGAUCUGGGCCCAGCAACUCCGCUGACAGAAGCGCCGGCGGACCCAGGAGAGACGAGGACGCCGCCGAAGCUGGGAACGAGACAGAGAACGAGAACGAAGACAACGAAAACAACGAAAACGAUGAGGAGGAGGAGGAAGAGGAGGAGGACAGCGGCCCUUACACACCCUUUUCUCUACCAUCAGGGAAGAUUGAAGUUGCCAAGUGGCUGUUCACCUGGCCCCUGUCUUUGCUUCUGUACUUCACGGUGCCCAACUGUAAUAAGCCCUACUGGGAGAAAUGGUUCUUGGUCACUUUUGCUUCCUCCACGCUUUGGAUAGCAGCCUUUUCCUAUGUGAUGGUAUGGAUGGUCACCAUCAUUGGAUACACGUUGGGUAUUCCAGACGUGAUCAUGGGAAUCACCUUCCUGGCAGCUGGAACCAGCGUACCAGACUGUAUGGCGAGCCUUAUUGUCGCAAGACAAGGCAUGGGAGAUAUGGCUGUGUCGAACUCCAUUGGAAGCAAUGUUUUUGACAUUCUGAUCGGCCUUGGCCUUCCAUGGUCUUUACAGACCCUAGCAGUCGACUAUGGCUCCUAUAUUCAAUUGAACAGUCGGGGACUUAUCUACUCUGUGGGCUUACUCCUGGCAUCUGUUUUUUUCACUGUGUUCGGUGUUCACUUGAACAAAUGGAAGCUGGAUAAGAAGCUGGGGUGUGUGUGCCUUUUCCUGUAUGGCAUCUUCUUGUGUUUCUCCAUCCUGACAGAAUUUAAUGUUUUCACGUUUGUGAACUUGCCUAUGUGCAGAGAUCACUGAUUGUGUGGACAAGACUGCUGAGAGGCAACGCCCUUCUUUAUCUGUGCAAUAUGAAACACGGUUGACAUCUCCACGUGGUGCGUGGUGCCCCGAGAAGGCCAUAACGGACCCCCUCCUUGCUGUCCAUCGAGCCCUCUUCCUGUGUGGGUGUAGCCUCUCUCUAAACCAGCCCCUUCACACAUACACACAAAAAAAUAUCUGGAAACUUCCUGCACUGAUGUGAAGAUUUACAGACUCAGAUAUUGUGAACAGUGACUUGGAGUCUAAGCGAACUAGUUUCUCCCUGGCGCUGAGCCAGAGAAACAACUGCUACCGUUUCUUCUUCUUUUUUUAACUUAUUUGAUGGAAGACUUAUCUAAUUUAUGAAUCGAGACUAUUGCUAGGUGACAAAGAAGAGGGUACGUUUUGUUGGGUGCUUUUUCGAGGAAAACAGAAGGAAUCUGUUUCGUUCUUUCCCCCCCAGAGGUCAAACAAACUCUCCUGCAACUUCCUUAAUCCUAAGUGUUCCAUUUCAGGGGAAGAUUCAAAAGACUGAAAUGAUGAUAUGGAAACUCAGUUCCAGGUACCCGGUAUUGGAGUGGAUAUUGUGUUUGUGGAAAGAAAACUUGGAAGAUCAGUGCACAAAAUGGCUUCCUUACAGGAAACAAAAUCUUAGAGGGAUUCAAGAGAAACCCUCAGUGAAGGCAGUCUAUACAUGUGAAUACUACUGCUGCUUUAUUCUUACAAUCAGGAUUUGGUUGCUAAGCUGUUUGUGGUAUUUCCAAGCAAUAGUUUUCAUCUUACCAGCCCUGGAAUACUUAGGAGGUGGAGCCCUGGUUUUUAACAUUCAGUAACAUUUGGUAAUGCAAGGUUGCAUUCAGAGCCUGAAUUGACCUCUUGUGGUUUCUUAAAUAUUAAUAACUUCUGUAGCACUUUUAGUUUGGAAAAGUGCUUUACGACCCUGACCUCCUUUGCCCUGAGAAGAAUCUUGCGAAAUUAAGUCACUCAUAUUCCCAUGUUUCCAGUGGGUGAACUGAGAGUGAAUGUAUGCCCAAGGUCAUGCCCAAGGUUAAUGACUGAGGAAAUCCAUGUCUGAGCGCUAGGCUUUGAGUCAAAGUGUGUUCAGGUCCACACAGAAACUCCCAUCAACUGGACAACGUGGCUUCUCGGUGUACUGGGAACUGAGAAAUGGGGGAAGGGUCUGUAAAGUUACUUUAUUUUUAAAGCAUUAGUUGUAGACACUGGUUUCUGAAUGGCAUAUUUUGCACAGAUAUUAUUAUGGAUGUUAUCAUUUGCCACUCUGCAAAGGAUACACUGGACUUGGAUAGGGAUUUUUCCCCCCCUCGUACAGCCAAAAGUGGGCACAAGACACUAAGAAGGUCAUCCUCACAAGCCACAUUUCAAGAAAUCUUCCUGAUGUGUUGUGCUGUUACAAAAAUUGCUGAUCAUUUAUCCCAUGUUCUUCUGGAGGUUGUGACAGCUUGGAGAAACGGCACAUUACGAAUACAGUCUACUGGCCUUUUCCGCACAAGUUUCUUAAAACAUUUCGAGAACACUUAAAAACAAAACCCUUUACGAUGAUGUCCCUCCACACUUCCCUCUUGCAAAUAUUUGACUUUUGUGUUAUGCCGUAGCUUUGUUAUUUUGUUGAUGUCCAAAAACAAAACAAGGGGGAAAGUUGAGACAGCACAGGGACUUGGGAAACAGUGGGUUCAUCAGGAAAUGAUGUUUGCAUUUUGCCUUUGGGGAAAUUAGCUCUGAGCAGAAAGAGCGGGAGGGAGCGGCAAGGCAACUAAACUGAGCAAAGAUAAGAAGGAACGAGGGAGGGAGGGCGGUGUUUUGUUUUUGUAAGAGGAAGGUUUUAGAAACAAAGAUGUUCUCCUCAGAACGGAGGCUGCAGGAAAUAAGCUGAGCUGUAAGAGUCCAAAGGGGGACAACAGAGUAGGAGAAAUAAAACAUUGCAUAUUUGACCACACAGCAAGGGAAGAUGUUUUGAAAACAUUUCAGAGAAAAGCAUCGUUGUAAAAGGAGUUUCAUAUAAAACAUUUUCAGGCUGGAAAUAAAAUGUUUUUGAAACCAAAGGGGGGGGGGGACCAGUGCGAACUCCAUGGAGGAAACAUUUUAUUUCCUGCCUGAAAAUGUUUUAAAAUAUUUGUGCGGAAAGAGCCAUUGAGUAACUGAAGUGGUUGUGAAAGAUUUGCUAUGCAGUGUCCUGUGCCCCCCACCCCAUGAUUCUUGGCAUAGUUUUGCCCUGAUAAUUUUGCAAACACAACACGUUUUGGGAGAGUCGCCGGCCUAUUAUGCGCUUGCAGUCUGCCCUGCGGUGAGCGUACAUUCCUUUCAGGGCAGAUUCUUGGUUGCGCACACAUUUCCCCCUCCUCAUCUGGAACUCGCUGCGAUGCAGAUCAGAGAAGCCCCUGCCGCUUCCAAAACCUCUUUUAGGCUCAUUCCGCACAUGCAGAAUAAUGCACUUUCAAACUGCUUUCAGUGCUCUUUGAAGCUGUGCGGAAUGGCAAAAUGCACUUGCAAACAGUUGUGAAAGUGGUUUGAAAACGCAUUGUUUUGCGUGUGCGGAAGGGGCCUUAGUGUGAUUUCUUCCACUGUCUUCACCAAAAAAGCAAAGAUCUGUUGCAUGUGCUCAGCCUGCUGUGGUUUUGCUCACCCCUCCUGCCUUUCCUCACCUACCUAACAGCAGUUCCUCCCACACUCGGCAGCAGAGUGGCCCAAAGAGGUUUUUCUAAGAGGAAAAAAAGUGGCGGGUGGCAAGACAAGUGGCAGGUAAGGGAAAUGGCAGGUAACUUGGCUUGGGUAGGCUUCACAGUGGGAGAAUCUCCAAUUAGCACUGAAAACUGCAGGAAAAGCCCACUGCAAAGAAAAGAGCCACGGGGUAAGCCCUGCAACCAUAAUAGGCCACUGAUCAGUAUCCCGUUUCUACCAUUAUCUAAAUCAUGGGAUCGUGGCGGUCUCCAUUAUAUUUAAGAACCAGGUAUUUCUGCUUUACUUGUGUGUAUAUUUUUUGGAUGUGUAACCAUUAAUUUCCAGCAAGGUAAAAUAUCUGAGGUAUUUUUUUUUCAUAUCUAGAUUAGCAACAAAGGUCUUUAUUAGCACAGAGCCGAUAAGCCUGAAGUGUUGGGGAUGAAAGCAGAUUUCUGAGGGAAAAAUCUUAUCCACCCACCAGUUUUGCACUUUUAAGUUUGAUUACUUAUAAAAUUAAUUUCCUUUGGGUAAACAGCGUGAAAUAAAACUUUCCGGUCUGUCACCUCC